Messenger RNA from Schistocerca nitens (vagrant locust), 2697 nucleotides. RefSeq names its product serine/arginine repetitive matrix protein 1-like. The record is from RefSeq and is a predicted model, not a curated record. The coding region runs from base 1 to 2697 and encodes 898 amino acids. NCBI's taxonomy places the organism in Eukaryota, Metazoa, Arthropoda, Insecta, Orthoptera, Acrididae. The transcript has 4 exons.
AUGGGGAGUCGCACCGAGGCAACGACUCAACGUGGGGAGUCGCACCAAAGGCGUCACACCACGCAAACGCCUCACCGAGGGACGUCGCACCGCGCAAAAGCCUCACCGAGGGGCUCCGCACCGCGCCAACGCCUCACCGAGAGGUGCGUCGCACCGCGACAACGCCGCACCAAUCAACAUCGCACCGAAGCAACUACGCACGAAGGGGCAUCGCACGGCAGCAACGCCUCACCGGGGGCACUUGCACCGAAGCAACGCCUCAACGAGGGGAGUCGCACCGAAGCAACGCCUCAACGAGGGGAGUCGCACCGAAGCAACGCCUCAUCGAGGCGAGUCGCACCGAAGCAACGCCUCAUCGAGGCGAGUCGCACCGAGGCAACGCCUCACCGAGGGGCGUCGCACCGAAUCAACGCCUCACCGAAGGGCGUCGCACCGAAGCAACGCCUCAACGAGGGGAGUCGCACCGAAGCAACGCCUCAACGAUGGGAGUCGCACCGAAGCAACGCCUCAACGAGGGUAGUCGCACCGAAGCAACGCCUCAUCGAGGGGAGUCGCACCGAAUCAACGCCUCACCGAGGGGCGUCGCACCGAAGCAACGCCUCACCGAUGGGCGUCGCACCGAAGCAACGCCGCAAGAAGGGCCGUCGCAACGCGCCAACGCCGCACCGAGAGGCGUCGCACCAAAGCAACGCCUCACCAAGGGGAGUCACAUCGAAGCAACGGCACAAAGAGGGGAGUCACACUGAAGAAACGGCACAAAGAGGGGAGUCGCACAGAAGCAACGACUCAACGUGGGGAGUCGCACCGAGGCAACGACUCAACGUGGGGAGUCGCACCAAAGGCGUCGCACCGCGCAAACGCCUCACCGAGGGACGUCGCACCGCGCAAAAGCCUCACCGAGGGGCUCCGCACCGCGCCAACGCCUCACCUAGGAGCUUCACACCGCGCCAACGCCUCACCGAGGUGUGUCGCACCGCGCCUAACCCUCACAGAGGUGCGUCGCACCGCGACAACGCCGCACCAAUCAGCAUCGCACCGAACAACGCCUCAACAUGGGGAGUCGCACCGAAGCAACGCCUCAUCGAGGCGAGUCGCACCGAAGCAACGCCUCAUCGAGGCGAGUCGCACCGAAGCAACGCCUCACCGAGGGGCGUCGCACCGAAGCAACGCCUCACCGAUUGGCGUCGCACCGAAGCAACGCCUCACCGAGGGGAGUCACACCGAAGCAACGCCUCAACGAGGGGAGUCGCACCGAAGCAACGCCUCAACGAGGGGAGUCGCACCGAAGCAACGCCUCAUCGAGGCGAGUCGCACCGAAGCAACGCCUCAUCGAGGCGAGUCGCACCGAAGCAACGCCUCAUCGAGGCGAGUCGCACCGAAGCAACGCCUCAUCGAGGCGAGUCGCACCGAAGCAACGCCUCACCGAUUGGCGUCGCACCGAAGCAACGCCUCACCGAGGGGCAUCGCACCAAAGCAACGCCGCAAGAAGGGCCGUCGCAAUGCGCCAACGCCGCACCGAGGAGCUUCACACCGCGCCAACGCCUCACCGAGGUGUGUCGCACCGCGCCUAACCCUCACAGAGGUGCGUCGCACCGCGACAACGCCGCACCAAUCAGCAUCGCACAGAAGCAACUACGCAUGAAGGGGCAUCGCACGGCAGCAACGCCUCACCGGGAGCACUCGCAACGAAGCAACGCCUCAACGAGGGGAGUCGCACCGAAGCAACGCCUCAACGAGGGGAGUCGCACCGAAGCAACGCCUCAACGAGGGGAGUCGCACCGAAGCAACGCCUCACCGAGGCGAGUCGCACCGAAGCAACGGCACAAAGAGGGGAGUCGCACCGAAGCAACGCCUCACCGAGGGGAGUCACACCGAAGCAACGGCACAAAGAGGGGAGUCGCACAGAAGCAACGACUCAACAUGGGGAGUCGCACCGAGGCAACGACUCAACGUGGGGAGUCGCACCAAAGGCGUCACACCACGCAAACGCCUCACCGAGGGACGUCGCACCGCGCAAAAGCCUCACCGAGGGGCUCCGUACCGCGCCAACGCCUCACCGAGGUGAGUCGCACCGAAGCAACGCCUCACCGAGGUGAGUCGCACCGAAGCAACGCCUCACCGAGGGGCGUCGCACCGAAGCAACGCCGCAAGAAGGGCCGUCGCAACGCGCCAACGCCGCACCGAGGGGCGUCGCACCGAAGCAACGCCUCACCGAGGGGAGUCGCACCGAAGCAACGUCUCAAGGAGGGGAGUCGCACCGAAGCAACGCCUCAACGAGGGGAGUCGCACCAAAGCAACGCCUCAACGAGGGGAGUCGCACCAAAGCAACGCCUCAACGAGGGGAGUCGCACCAAAGCAAAGCCUCAACGAGGGGAGUCGCACCAAAGCAACGCCUCAACGAGGGGAGUCGCACCAAAGCAACGCCUCAACAAGGGGAGUCGCACCAAAGCAACGCCUCAAGGAGGGGAGUCGCACCGAAGCAAUGACUCAACGUCUGCGUCGCACGGCGCCAUCGCAGCACAAGGGUCGUCGCAUCGAAGCAACGCCGCACGAGGAGGCGUUGCAAGAAGCCAACGCCGCUCCGAGGGCCGUCGUAGGGCGACAUUGCAGUACAGAGGGGCGUCACACCGCGCCAACGUGUCGCCGAGGGGCGUCGCACCGCGCCAACGCCAGACACGGCCCUACAGCUACUCCUAG